AUGUGGAACAGGGAUUCUGAGUAUAUUUGCUGCAAGAUCAGGAGCUGGUCAUAGUAUGCCAAGGAUAUUGUAAAAAAGAAUGGAUUUGAAGAUAAAAUUACCAUUAUCAAGGGAAAGGUGGAGGAAAUAGAACUACCAGUUUAAUAAGUAGAUAUAAUUGUUUCAGAAUGGAUGGGUUACUUUUUGAUUUAUGAAUCAAUGCUGGAUACUGUUAUAUUUGCUAGAGAUAAAUGGCUGAAAAAAGAUAAGGGAUAUAUUUAUCCAGAUAUUUAUAGGAUGUAUAUGGCUGGGUUCCAAGAUAGAACUCAAUAUAAGAAUUCUAAGAGCUAGUUUUGGAACGAUAUUUAUGGAAUUAAUAUGGAUUAAAUAGGAUAUUUGGUCUAUGUGGAGCCAUCUAUAGAAACUGUUGAAAAAGAGGCAAUAGUGACUGAUGUAUGCACUUUUUUCGAAAUUGAUUUGAAUACAUGCAAAAAAGAUGAUGCAAUAUUUGCUAAUCAAUACACAAUAAAAAUGCUUAAAGGCGAAAAAAUUGAUGGUAUAGUGACAUGGUUUGAUGUCGAGUUUAGGAAAGGUCUAGAAAAAAUAUACAGAUUUACAACUGGACCAUUUUCAACUUAAACACAUUGGAAGUAGACCAUAUUUUACAUUGAUGGCGAGUAUGAUCUUGAAGUCGGAGACGAACUUUAUGGAUCGAUAGCAGUCAGAAAGAAUAAAAAGCAUCCACGUGAACUCGACAUUAAAUUUUCCUUCAAUACACGAGAUAAAUUUGGUGAAUAAUUAAGCGAGAGAUAUAUUCAAUACUUCCAAAUGACAUGA
Messenger RNA from Stylonychia lemnae, 816 nucleotides. NCBI's taxonomy places the organism in Eukaryota, Ciliophora, Spirotrichea, Sporadotrichida, Oxytrichidae. The record is from the annotation of a GenBank genome assembly.